GCUGGAACGCGAGCACGCGCCCCGCCGAGCGCCCGCCCGCCGGGGGCCUGAGCGCUGGGGCGCGUGCGCGAGCGGUGCAGCACCGGCCGCGGGAGCAGGGAGUAUUAUGGGCUGUGGGUGCCUCUGAGCAAGAUGGAGCUGUCUGCAGUGGGCGAGCGGGUCUUCGCGGCCGAAUCCAUCAUCAAACGCCGGAUCCGCAAGGGACGCAUCGAGUACCUGGUGAAAUGGAAGGGGUGGGCGAUCAAGUACAGCACUUGGGAGCCGGAGGAGAACAUUCUGGAUUCGAGGCUCAUCGCAGCCUUCGAGCAGAAGGAAAGGGAACGUGAGCUGUAUGGGCCCAAGAAGAGAGGACCCAAACCCAAAACUUUCCUCCUAAAGGCCCGGGCCCAGGCGGAGGCCCUCCGCAUCAGUGAUGUGCAUUUCUCGGUCAAGCCGAGCGCCAGCGCCUCCUCGCCCAAGCUGCACUCCAGCGCCGCGGUGCACCGGCUCAAGAAAGACAUCCGCCGCUGCCACCGCAUGUCUCGCCGCCCCCUGCCACGACCAGACCCACAAGGGGGCAGCCCUGGCCUGCGCCCACCCAUCUCGCCCUUUUCUGAGACGGUGCGCAUCAUCAACCGCAAGGUGAAGCCCCGGGAGCCCAAGCGGAACCGCAUCAUCCUGAACCUGAAGGUGAUUGACAAGGGUCCGGGAGGAGGCAGCCCUGCGCAGGGUGCAGGGGCGCUUGCCCGCCCCAAAGUCCCAUCGCGGAACCGGGUCAUUGGGAAGAGCAAGAAGUUCAGCGAAAGCAUGCUGCGCACCCAGAUCCGCCACAUGAAGUUUGGCACCUUUGCGCUGUACAAGCCCCCGCCCGCCCCUCUGGCGCCCUCUACCGCGGGCAAAGCCGACGUGGCCUCCUCCGGGCCUGGGCUGCUCCUGGCCACCCCAGCAGCUGCCCCCUAUGACGCACACAGCUCCAGCUCUUCCGGCUGCCCCUCACCCACACUGCAGUCCUCUGACCCAGACGAUGCACCACCCAAGCUGCUACCCGAGACCAUGAGCCGAUCUGCUUCCAACUGGCGAGAGCCAGAGGUGCUGGAUCUGUCCAUCCCUCCCGAGGCCGCUGCCACAGGCCAGCGGGCGCCUCCUGAUGCCGCCGCUGCUGCUGCUGCGGGCCAGGCGCUCCACACAGCCCUGGAGCCCACAGGUGCCUCCUCCUCCGAGCCCGAGGCUGGGGACUGGCGCCCCGAGAUGUCGCCGUGCUCCAAUGUCGUCGUCACAGAUGUCACCAGCAACCUCCUGACCGUGACCAUCAAGGAAUUCUGCAGCCCUGAGGAUUUCGAGAAGGUGGCCGCUGGGGUGGCAGGUGCUGCAGCGGGGGGUGGUGGCACCGGGCCAAGCAAGUGAGGGGCUUCCCCGAGGAGGGAGGCUUUGGGGGGGGCCUCCUUCCUGGAGUCAUCUGUGUGCUCCCACCCCGUCCCUGCCCUCAGACCCGUUUGCCUGUGCUCUGCUUGCCUCAGAUGGCUUGGUGUUGACCCAGGGAUGGGGCUGGGUAGUCCUGGACAUGGUUAGGGUUCUGGUAGGGCACAGGAAGGAAGAAUUGCUCCCUGGUGUCCCCGGCACUGUCCCUGACUGUGCAGGUGGGGCCCAGUAGGUGGCUUCUGGGGAAGCCCAAGAACUUGGGGUUCAGGUCCUACCCACACCCCACCCUGCCUCUCCUAGCUUGCUUCUUGCUGUGUGUGCAGUGUCCGGCCUCGGUGCUAUCUUAGCGGCUGCAGGCCCCCUAGGAGAUCCCACCUAGGGUGGGCGCAGUCUCGUAGUGCCCCCUGGGACUGAGUGAAGGAUGAGGCCGAAAUGGGCCCCUCCCUCGCGCUACUCGAGGGUGGCAGCGGCUGGGCCAGAGGCCCCCUUCCCUGCUUGCCUGUAUCUGGACCAGGCCCACGCAGAUCUUGUGUCCCACACACCCUGUCUCUAUCCAGAACCCCCUUUGAAGGUGGAGGGGCUGCAGACAUGGCACCCUGCCGCGGCCUCUGGGCAUCUGGAAGCCUCCUCCGUUUUCUACCAAAGGUGCUGUAGGAACCUGCUGUGGAAACUUGUGGCUGUGCAUGUGUGCUUGCCCUUGGCUUGUUGUUGCGUGGAUCCUUGUGUGUGCUGGGUGCAGGGUUUCGGGCUUUUCCUGCAACACCCCUUACCGGUUGAUUCCUCAGAACAGGGUCGCUGAAGGCGUGGCCUCCCUUGCCUUAGCCAGGCCUGGCACAGUCGGGUCUGUGUGGUUUGCCGUGGAAGCCACAGGCCUCUCCUCCAAUCCCAGGUUCCUGGGGGACAUGCAGCCCUCACGCCCUUCACACGGCGGCCAGCAUGGUGGGACUGUGUUGGGGGGGUUCCAGCUCCAGCCUCCCUGGUUGCAGAUGUAGGUGGAGGAAAGAAGGCCUGGAGACCUCCCAGGGGUCUUUGAUUUCUCCCACCCUCCUUGGCUUGCUUUGAACUGCUGAGCUUCCUGGCCUUCUAGCCUGUUGGAAGACUCUGGGUGCCUUGGGCAGCUUCUGUUGCCCUCUGCUGCUAGGGAACCGGGGCAUCCACGCCAACGGCAGAGACCAAAGCCCCAGUUUCAGGCCAGGCACCAGAGGAGUGGGCGGGCCAGUGGGCAGAGGGAGGAUGCCUGUCCCCGGGCAGCACUAGGGACCCCACUGGCCUACCCUUGGCCUGGGAUUCACUUGGGUGUUGAGUGGUAUGUUCCUGUGUGUACCCUGGGCUGGCUCCUGGUGUACCUGGCCCUGGUACCUUGCUCAGAGCAUGGUGAAAGGCGGAACCAGCUGACCUGAGGACAAGUAUUCUGGUCUUAGGAGAAGACGUUCUUCCUCCCCCCCCCUGCCAGGGUCUGCGGCACAGCCCCAGCCCUCCUUUCCCCCAGGGUAUGAAACCGGGGUCCUCACAGGGUUUGGGGGGGCCACAGUCCAGGUCCCGCCUUGUCCUGUGCUAACCCCAAUACCGUCCAAGUGCCAAUUGGCUUUUCCCCCAAAUAAGGGCUGGUAUUUCACCUCUGUCCCCAGAGGCGAUCUCCCCCUCCCCCUCCCCCGGGUGGGACACCACCACCUGGGUGCCAGUUACAGGUGUUUGCGGAGACCAUAGAAAUGUGUUUUCCUGAGAGUCUGUGUCAUUUGUGACCUUUUUUUGUAAAGAAGUUGUGUUUUCAGAGGUGAUUUUAUGACAGGAACGUGAAAGAGUUAGUUUUGCAAAAAAUGAAAAAAAAAAAAAGAAAAAAAAUUUAAAAAGUAAAAAAAAAAAACAAAGAAAAGAAAAAAUAGAAAAAAAAAUAUUGUGGGAUUCCUAAGAGUGUGGGGUGGAGGGAGAGAGCUAUUUAAAGAGGACACAGGAACGCACCGAUUGCAGAGCUGAGGUGGUAAUGUCAGGGUGAGGUGGAGGCCUGAGCUAGCUGCUGGGUCCCAGGGUGGAAGGCACCCGAGAGAUGGCCAUGGCUGCCCUCCUUCCUCGGCAGCAGGCAUGGCGAGUCUCCUUUGGUGACCUAGGAACAGACUUCCACUCCAGCCAGUCCCCAGGGCACUAGCAGGAAGCUCGGGACAGGCAGGUGUUGGUCGUGGGACGCCUUGGGGACUGGAUUCACUGUGCAUUUUUUCCCCAAGGAAGACUUCUCAACCACGCGCUUUUACUUCUCACCAGCUUGCUGGGUUGUCUGGUUCCCUGUCACUCCAGUCACCCUAAAGACCCAGACACCCAUGAGUUCCCCUGGCUUGGAAAGGGAUGCAGUCUUCAGAGAGCUGCUGCUGGGGUGACCCCCUCUGUGGAUGCGGGGAAGGCAUGGGGGGAUUGGCGGUGAGCAGAAUCUUCCCUCUCCUGGAUAGCCUGGCGUGAGAGGCCUGGACCUCUGCACAGACCCCACGCAGCAGCCUUGCACCGUCAGCCUACUGCAGGCCCCUCCCCCACCCUUGCUGCUUUUUGUUUGCCUAAUUACCAAGCGGAAGUUGCAGUCCGGUGUGCUUUAUUUUUGUAUGUGAAAUGACCUCCCCCCACCCCACCCCCCGACGGUCAUGCCCUGUAAAUGCACCCUUCCCACCCACUUGCCAGGAAACGGGAGUAGGUGAGUCCCCAGGGUCUUGUUGGGUUUUGAGAUGGAAGGUUGGGACCCAUUCCUGUUGAGUGAGUGAGUC
Molecule: messenger RNA, 4142 nt
Organism: Peromyscus leucopus (white-footed mouse)
Lineage: Eukaryota; Metazoa; Chordata; Mammalia; Rodentia; Cricetidae
Gene: Cbx6
Product: chromobox 6
Exons: 5
Coding region: 133-1383 (416 amino acids)
Source: RefSeq, a predicted model, not a curated record